GUACAUGGGCAGUGAACUGCGAGCACGUGCUAGCGUGACACCUUUAGCGCGCAUCACCGCGCCAACCACGCAGCGCUGAUUGGCGAGCCUUGCGUCACUCGUCACUCUUGCAGCUGCGCCCUUGAUCGCAUCGCGCUGAGCGCAAUUGACUCGCCUCCAUCACGUCGCAACUAUCCUCAGAUAUCGUAUUCAGACACACGCCUAUCGUAUUGACCAUGGCGCCGAAACGACGAGUAUCCGGUCCCGCAGCCAAGUCGCAGCAGUCGACCCUCGCCUUCCACGGAGGUGCCAACAAAGUCACAAAGCAUGGCGCAAGAGCGCAGGACGUGAAGAAAGAUCUUCUUUCGAAGAGCACAUCAAAGGCCAUCAAGCCAGAUGUCGUUGAUCUUGAAACCGUCGAAGAAGUGAAGCCCACCACGGUCGAGGCUGACAUCAUCGAUCAAGUCGAGAAAGAGGUCGCAGUGCAAAAGGCUGAGAGCAGUCCAGAAGAUGAAGCUGCCGGGCGCAUCGCGGAUUCUGCGAUCAAGAAAUACUGGGCGUCGAAGGAGAAGCAGAGGCUAGCGCCCAGGGUACAUCAGCAUGAACUGAGCUUGCAUGAAAAGGUGUUGCGGGAGUUUGACAUGAGUGCACAGUAUGGCCCAUGCACUGGUAUUGCGCGACUGAAGCGCUGGAAGCGUGCGCACCGUUUAGAACUUGAGCCUCCUAUUGAGGUACUUGCUGUUCUCCUUAAGGAGCAAGAGAGCGCCAAGGACAAACUUGCGGUCCAGCGAUCUCAUGUGGACGAGCUACUAAACACCAGAACCGAAAUUGAGGCAUGAGUGCAAAGUCGGAGUCGCUUCAGGACGUAUCAACGGAGUGAUCUACAAGCAAUGUGACAGCAUGAACCUAUGUAUUAUGUAUUGUUUGGAGUUAAGGAGCUACAGUGACGGAUUAGGCAAUAUCUGCAGACUUCGAAACGGUGCAUGCGAGCAUUUACGCCAAGUGAUAGAGGGCUAGCCUCAACAAAUUCAGAGAACAAUGAAUGGAUCGCUCACACCGUCUUUCAUCG
This is a messenger RNA of Boeremia exigua, 1048 nucleotides long. Its product is annotated as DNA polymerase delta, subunit 4-domain-containing protein. Gene Ontology annotation, cellular component: delta DNA polymerase complex. The coding region runs from base 216 to 818 and encodes 200 amino acids. Gene Ontology annotation, molecular function: DNA-directed DNA polymerase activity. The record is from RefSeq and is a predicted model, not a curated record. Gene Ontology annotation, biological process: DNA synthesis involved in DNA repair; DNA-templated DNA replication. Lineage: Eukaryota; Fungi; Ascomycota; Dothideomycetes; Pleosporales; Didymellaceae. The transcript is spliced from 2 exons.